Molecule: messenger RNA, 1980 nt
Organism: Pomacea canaliculata
Lineage: Eukaryota; Metazoa; Mollusca; Gastropoda; Architaenioglossa; Ampullariidae
Product: sodium-dependent glucose transporter 1B-like
Exons: 3
Coding region: 348-1895 (515 amino acids)
Biological process (GO): transmembrane transport
Source: RefSeq, a predicted model, not a curated record
GACCUCUAAUCAUGUGCACUCACCCAUCUCCUUCCCCUGACACACAAACACACAUCGGAGACAAACAUUCCGUCGUCCCUUGAGUGUUCCACAGAUAAUCUGUUCAGCAUUAAUCUUAUCUAUUUCAAACAGACCUUGCCAUUUUUAGACAAAAUCAUAAACUCGUCGACAGUGACUUUGGCAGGACCCAACGUUUCUCCCUUCCAUGUCGAUGGUGGUUACUGUGUGGUGUCCUUUCACGAUAACAAGAUUGCGUUACAAGGGGGAGCCAUUGCAACUCUUUCGUGUCCUUUGCAGAAGUGAAAUAAUCUCUAAAUAGUCUCAGGCUUUCGGUUGUAAAGUAUCACAUGAAGAUGGACGGAGACGAAGGGCAGUCACACCCGAUGAUUAAUGGUGUCAGCAAGGACAGUCAACAGGAGAGGCUUGAUCACAGGAGAAGGUGGCUCCACACCAUCGUCUUGUAUUGGGGAUUCAUAGCGAUGGGCUGGGUGUACGGACAGCGUGGUGCCGCCUUUCUUGACCUCCUGCUGGUGACAGACAUGGACGUGGCACUCGGGUCGCUGCUGUUCACCCUGGCUGCAGUCGCCUCCAUGAUGGGGGCCCUGGUUGGGGGCUUCGUCAUCGAUAAGGUGGGGCGUCCUCUGCUGCAGAUGGCAUGCGGCAUGUUUGUGAACGCACUGCUGCUGCCCCUCAUACCUCUCUGCACUCAAUUCUACCUCAUGGCGGCGCUCUUCUUCGCUUCCAGCCUGGGCCUCAUUGUAUUUGAUAUAGCCACAAACUUAGUGAUGGCAAAUCUAUGGAAAGGCAAGCAGGGGCACACAUUCAUGCAGGGCCUGCACUUCUGUUUUGCAUUUGGCGCCAUUUUGGCGCCCUUGGCAACGGAACCCUUCCUAGCGAGCCGCAAUCAGGACACGAGCUUCCUCUCCUCCAUCGAAAACCGGACUUGCGACGACGGUAUCCUGCAGACGACUGGACCACACCCUCAGGAUGAUCUGGAAAUGUCGAAUGUCACUUUGCCCAACUACACCAAUGGCGCCAACGAGAGCCUCCGAGCAGACGCCGCCGAGACCCAAGUCUUUUACGCUUUCCUGCAGUCCUCUGUCUUCUGCAUGUCGAGCGUGUUGCUGUCGCUGCUGCUACUCUUGUUCCCCGUCACAGCUGUCGCAACAGCAAAUUCGAAAACAAGUUCUCACGCACCCAUCGAGCGUGACGUGACCGCCACCCGCCCCCUGACCCUGGUCGCACGUGUGCUGGUGGCCAUGUUCUACAUGUUCGGCGUCACCGUCGGCUUCUACGACUUCCUCAUGCCCUUCGUGGUUCGAGAGCUGAACUGGGACAAGGCGUCCGGGGCCCGCCUUCUUGCCGUCUUCUGGAUGGGGUUCGCCGCCAUGAGACUAGGUGGCGUUGUCGUUGUGCGUUUGUUCUCCCCUAGCACCAUCAUCUUCACCUGCCUGGCCAUCGUGAUGACGUCACUCCUCGGCCUGCUGGCUGCGUCCUUGCAUCACUUGGACUGGGCCGUCUGGGCCACGGCCUGCACGGUGGGACUGUCGUCUGCUAUGCUCUUUCCCACCGGGAUUAUCUACGCUGGUGAAAGGAUAGGCCCGCUGACGGGACGUCUCAUGUCCAUCUUUUUUAUUGCCGCCUUGGUAACAACUAUAAUGAACUCGCAGCUCCUACCUCAGCUCAUGCAGCGGUACGACAACAAAUGGUACCUGUACAUCAUCAUCAUACAGCAAGGCGUGGGAAUCGCCAGCUUUGUCUCGCUUCACAUGGUGACAAUGCGGUUGAAGAAAGCUAACCCUUCACUGCAUGAUCGUGAAAUAAAUAUCGAUAAGCCUUGUGACAAGAAGGACACGUCGAAAAAUGGAGAGACUACUUUGGUGAAACUGCUUUAAGUGCCUGAAAGAAUCGGUUUUGCUAAGUAAAUAAUUUAAAACUCACAUGCCAAAUGUGAUUUGAGUGUGUGUGCAUGUGUGCGUG